AUGGGAUGUUGGACAACGAGUUGCGACUUGGGACACCUGAAAGCGCGCUCCAAGGUGUCCGUGUUCUUUACCAUGAUCCUCAUAUUCAUCUAUUUGUUCUACUGUCUCACCGGAUACUGCGAUUCCAUGCCGAGUCCGCUGUACGUCCAUCAGAAUUUCAGAAGCGAACUUUUCCCAAAGGAAGGGAAGAAACUCGCGCACUGGAACGGCUCCAUCGUUCGCGAACUCCCCGAGCAGGAUGCGACAGACGUGGAAGAGGAGAAGCGGCAGCGAGGUUUAGCUUAUGACACGUACAGCAAUCUCUCCGUGUCAAACAACUUUGGGACCAAAGAGUUUCCUCGGGCGAUUAUUAUCGGCGUGAAAAAGGGAGGAACGCGCGCGCUUCUGGAGUUCCUGCGCGUUCAUCCAGACGUGAGAGCCGUGGGUGCGGAGCCGCACUUCUUUGACAGGUUCUAUGAGAAGGGGCUCCAGUGGUAUAGGAAUCUAAUGCCGCGUACUUUAGACGGCCAGAUCACCAUGGAGAAAACACCCAGCUACUUCAUCACCCGUGAAGCACCGCCCCGCGUCUUCUCCAUGAGCCGCAGCACCAAACUCAUCGUGGUGGUCCGUGACCCCGUGACACGGGCCGUGUCGGAUUACACUCAGACUCUGACUAAAAGCCCCGGCCUGCCGUCCUUCCAGAAUCUGGUCUUCAAGAACUCCACCACAGGUCUGAUCGACACGUCCUGGAGUGCCGUGAGGAUCGGCAUCUAUGCCAAACACCUGGAGAACUGGCUCAGGUAUUUCCCGCUCGCACAGUUACUUUUCGUGAGCGGCGAGAAGCUGGUGACGGACCCCGCGGGAGAAAUGGGCCGGGUGCAGGAUUUCCUGGGACUCAAACGGGUGGUGACCAAUAAGCACUUCUACUUUAACCAGACUAAAGGCUUCCCCUGCCUCAAAAAGCCGGAAGGAAGCAGCAGACCGCGAUGCCUGGGGAAAUCGAAAGGCCGACCGCAUCCACACAUACCAGCGGAAGUGCUGCACAGACUCAGGGAUUUCUACAGGCCUUUCAACAUGAAGUUCUACCAGAUGACUGGUCAGGACUUUGGCUGGGACUAAACACUUGCAGGACCCUUUCUGAUAAUGCAGAAAGCAAUGAAACUGUUUAUUUAUGACUGAUUGAUGUUGAUUUUCAGUAUCUUCACCCUGAGUACUCUCAGAAAUUGCUAGUAAAUUUCACAAUUAAUUACACACACACACAAAAAACUGCAAGUGCAAACAAAGAGAUUGCUGGCCACACACUGAAUGUAAUCCAGACUGGAAAAGGUCUAGCAAAAAUAUAUCUUAUUAUAUAAACAUCAUAGUGUAAAAAAGUGCACAGUGCAAAUGAAUUAAAAACUAAACCAGCUCAAGCAAACAUUUGAGCACAUUGCUUUUUUUAGUGCUCACAUAACAACAACCAUUUACCCUUUUUCUGGAUUACUAAUUAGAGAUAAUUAGCUUGGUUCAAUUAGCAGGUGGACCUAUAUACAAGAACAACAAAUAGUAUUCAUUUUAUAAAUAUGCAAAUCAUGCAAACAGUGAAACAA
Molecule: messenger RNA, 1568 nt
Organism: Sinocyclocheilus rhinocerous
Lineage: Eukaryota; Metazoa; Chordata; Actinopteri; Cypriniformes; Cyprinidae
Product: heparan sulfate glucosamine 3-O-sulfotransferase 6-like
Exons: 2
Coding region: 1-1098 (365 amino acids)
Molecular function (GO): [heparan sulfate]-glucosamine 3-sulfotransferase activity
Source: RefSeq, a predicted model, not a curated record